AUGUCACCUUCUCGUGAUCCUAAGAAGAAGCUCUAUACCAAGGGGGGCGGAUAUGCCACUACUACCGCGAAGAAUCAAAGCCGAGCAGAUGGCUGGCACACCGAUGGUUCUUUUGAACACGUGCCUGCCGAUUAUACUCUGCUACAAAUGAAGAUGUGCCCCAACACAGGCGGCGACACUCUGUUUGCCUCGGCCUAUGAGGCCUACGAUCUUCUGUCGGCUCCAAUGCCGCAAAUGUUCGAGGGACUUCAGGCCACCUUCAUGCCCCCUCAUCACUCGCCAGAACUUAUCGAAGAUCGCCUGUGGCCUGGUAGUCGAGCUGCCCCACAGAACGUCGGCUCCUACCUUCGCGCCACUCACCCAUGUAUCAGGACCAACCCUGUGACCGGAUGGAAGUCCCUUUACGCUUUUGGACAUCACCUUGAAAGGAUCGAGGGUCUUGGAAACGUUGAGAACAACAUGAUGCUUGAGUUUCUUUCAAGAUUGAUCACUGAAAACCACUAG
This is a messenger RNA of Fusarium sp. VM40, 504 nucleotides long. NCBI's taxonomy places the organism in Eukaryota, Fungi, Ascomycota, Sordariomycetes, Hypocreales, Nectriaceae. The record is from the annotation of a GenBank genome assembly.